Molecule: messenger RNA, 2106 nt
Organism: Notodromas monacha
Lineage: Eukaryota; Metazoa; Arthropoda; Ostracoda; Podocopida; Cyprididae
Source: the annotation of a GenBank genome assembly
AUGCACGGUUUAUCCCGUGGGCUGCUUCCUUCUGGUCGGGAUCAUCACAUGGGAAAAACGCAGACCAUCAUGUGCUUGGCCUUUGCCGGGGAGCUUGUAAUGACCUACUACUCUUUGGUUUAUCCUGAAAAGAAGUCUGGACUUGACCCGAUUGCUGGCACGACGCUGACGAUAUUGGCGUUCAUGGCGAGCUCUGCUCUGCUAAAGGGAAUCUACCAGGCAAGUCUUAACCCAAUUGUUAUACCCACACCUCGUUUCGUUGGCACGCUUGAAAAUCCACUCUACAUUCUAGUAUGGCUGCUUUAUUCCGCGUACGAGUUCGCCAUGUUGAUUUCUGUGGCGAUCAACUCCGGCUUCCGACUGGUCAUCCUAGCCGAGUACGACACCUUCACUGUGGUGUCCGAAGGUGUGUCGCUGGUCUUGUUGUCACUCAUGCUGUUCAUCCACUACUUUGUCGUGGACUACUACAAGCAACUAGUCGACUACAACGAACGGGAGCGACAAGGAGAGAACAAUCGUUUGCGACAAGUGUCGGCCUGGCUGCGCAACUUUCCUCGCAAACACGACGAGUAUCACAAUAAUGCUGAUUUGCGCAGAACUGCCGCGACAACCCGACAGGAAACCGCAGUGCUGGGUUCCAGUGCACGCACCAUGACAGGCAACAAUAACCGUGUGGGCACUGUGACGACAGAGGACGACGUGUCGGUGGACAAUUCCAUCAUGGACACGGAUCGGUUGUCUGAAGAUGGUUCCUCACCUCCAACAGAGGCGUACGAAGAAGUGCACCUCCCGCCUAUCACGGACAACGACUCCAAGUCACGCCCCACUCAUCAUGGUGGACAUCGCCGAAGGAACGAAUCGCCGGACAGUUGGGACCAUUAUUGAUAUAAAAAAGAAGAAAGAAUCGCGUUGGAUCUGGAAGUGUGUUGUAUUUCUUUUUCUAUUCAAAUUUCGGAAAAGAGGGUUGUUUUAUGAUAUUUUCUUGCGAAUCUUCCGGUUCCUGACUAAAAAAAAAAGAGAAGAGUGAGUGACGACUGACGCCCCACCCCAAAAUAUAUAUGCCACCUAUUUAUACGAUAAUUUGAGUCAAACUUUGACUUUGAGGCGAACAUUUGAGCUAGAUUAUAGAGUGCAAAUUGCAUUGAAAAUAUUGUAGCAGCUGAUGAUGAACGCAUGCGUGAAAUAAAUAUUGCAUCUGUAUCUGCGAAAUCUCAUAGAACUUGCGAUGUUUCGAAAUUAUAACUCGAUCAAUAGUCUAUCCCAAAAGUAGUGAAAUGAUCCAAAAAUUCAAAGAGAAAAUCAGCCUUUACAUACGAUCCAUUUCAUUUAUUAAAGUAUGUUUGUCUCAGUUUUAAAUAAUUCUGCAUUUGUUUUUCAGACUUUUGAUAUCGGAACUAUAGUCCGCAUUUUCGAGUAACUGCGAAUAGUUUUUCAUGUAUUUCUUCUUCCUUUUUUUAAAUCUGCGGAAAGCUUGAAGGCUUAUAAUCACGCUGUAAACUGAAAUUUCUGUAAGACAGAAUGGCAAUUGAGCGAUAAAUUCUCUUGCUAAAUUCAAAUGUUGCCGAUCUCAGGCGGUGGAUGGAUUUUCAGUAAUUUAACCCACCGAUUUAAAUCAAGGAUAUUUUUUAUUCGGUAUAUCAACUGACAGGAACUUCUAAAAAAAAGGCACGAGUGGUAAUAGCUGGAAGACCAUUUUCAAAUACGGUAUUGUCCUAUAUAUUGACUGGUUUAUUAUGAAUCAAAAAUACGGAAUAGGAUUCGGAAAAAUGUACUUGAUUCUGAGUUUUGCAUGGAAAUAUGAUUGAAAGAAACGGACAUUUUCUGCAGAAGGCCGAAAUAAUGGAACCAAUCUGUGGUGGAUCCUGUGUAUCAUGAACUGUUGAUGUUACCAGUUAUUGAUGCUAUGCGGUGAUUUAUGAGAAAAGCUUUCUCUUUUUUUGUGUGUUUUUUUUUCAGUGAGCAAGCGUCAAUUUCAUGAAAGCACUCGUUACAGUGAAACUAAGCUUUCAGGAUUGAAAAUUCCCUUACGAAAUCGAAAUGGUCUUGUGUGUUUUUGCGUGGGGCACUUUUGUAGAAAGAAAUGUAUACAGAGAAAAGAUGAACGUA